AUGAAGGAGCUGGAAGUUGCAUUGUGUGAAUACCAAAAUCAACCUUCCAUUGCUGAAAGUACAGCUUGCCUUCUGGAGGAGUUAGCAUGGUUCAAGACAGAAGUUUCAAAAAUGUACUCUCAGCUGCAGAAUCAUCAAUUAGAAGCUCUUGCAAGUUCCAGGGAGUUGAUGAAAUAUCAGGAAUUGUACAAGAGGAAAGUCUUAUCUGAAGAACAAUCUGCAAAACGACUUGAAGAAAAGGAUCAGGUGAACAAGACAUUAACCAGGCAAUUGAAGGACAUUUGUACGGUACUGCGUGAGAAAGAGAAAAAAAUUCAAGAAAGCGAUGAGUUGCAGAGAUGUAAUGACAGAAUUGCAAAGCAGGAAAAAGUGCUUAAAGAUGUUAACAAAGAACAUGUUGACAAAAUCGGUCAUCUGCAAAAUAUGGUUUCAAAACUCCAGCACGAGCUAGCGCUCUCCACAAAGCUAUCAAAUGCUGAAAAACCACUGCAAAUGAAAAAAAAACUGUUUUCAAAUUUAACUGGAUCCAAACUUGCCAUUGGCUCUCCUUCAAAACCCAGUUUGUUUAAAACCAGGGAUCUGACUCCUCGACUCAAAGCUAAAAUGAAUGCAGUGUCUGGCAAACUAGCAUCUCUACCGAGUCAUGCUAAUAAAUAAUUAAUCGUUAAUUUGUGUUCUGUUUAAUUAUACAUGUCCUUUUAAUACCCAAUCUUAUUUGAAACAUAAGCAAAUAAAACAAACUUUUAUUAAAUGACAGUCUCUAGCUUUUACUAUUUUAUAACGUUUCGUAAUACUGAAGCAUGCCAUGUGAAUAGGAAGGCUUCAAGGUCAUUUGAGGACAGAAGCAGCAGUUAAUAAACAAAAAGGAAAUUAAAAAUGAUCUAUAAAGACCAAUAAAAAUGUACCUAUUGAAUGCUUAAAGAUUAAAUGAAUAUUAGCCUUUACCUUA
Amblyraja radiata (thorny skate) is the source of this 949-nucleotide messenger RNA. RefSeq lists its product as uncharacterized. The coding region runs from base 1 to 657 and encodes 218 amino acids. NCBI's taxonomy places the organism in Eukaryota, Metazoa, Chordata, Chondrichthyes, Rajiformes, Rajidae. The transcript has 4 exons. The record is from RefSeq and is a predicted model, not a curated record.